Messenger RNA from Exserohilum turcica Et28A, 927 nucleotides. RefSeq lists its product as uncharacterized. Bases 1 to 927 code for a protein of 308 amino acids. Gene Ontology annotation, molecular function: SNAP receptor activity; SNARE binding. Gene Ontology annotation, cellular component: plasma membrane; SNARE complex; endomembrane system. The record is from RefSeq and is a predicted model, not a curated record. Gene Ontology annotation, biological process: vesicle fusion; exocytosis; intracellular protein transport. Lineage: Eukaryota; Fungi; Ascomycota; Dothideomycetes; Pleosporales; Pleosporaceae. The transcript has 3 exons.
AUGGCCGCUGCCGACGAACAGUACGGCAAUAAAGGCUACGGCCAGAUUGGAUCCUAUGGCGGCAACCCCUAUGAUGCGCGCGACUCCAGCCCUGCUGGCUACAACGACCGCGACCUAGAGAUGCAGUCCUACUCCGGUGCCGGCGCCGACCCCAAUGCCAUUCUCAACGAAUGCCGCGAUGUCGACCGCGCCCUCGACGACCUAGAUGCCCAGCUCAACAACCUGGAUCGCGUCUUCAAACAAUCCCUGGCUCGGCCAGACAUGCCCUCGGGCGAAAUCAACAACCUUAGCUCCCAGAUCAUGACGGGUUACCGCGCGCUUGUCACCCGUGUCAAAAACAUCAAGUCGAAGCCUGACUCGGGUCACCCCAGAAAUGCUCCCCAGGUCGGCAAGGUCGACCGCAGGCUCAAGGCCACCAUCAACCGGUACCAGACACUCGAGUCGGACUUCCGGAGGGAGUCGCAGGCCGCUGCCGAGCGCCAAUACCGCAUCGUGCGCCCAGACGCUACCGAUGAAGAGGUCCGCGAGGCUGUGGCAGACCCCGAUGCCCCCAUCUUCCAGCAGGCUCUCAUGAACUCUGACCGCCGUGGCCAAGCCUCAUCUACCCUGCGUAACGUCAAGGAGCGACACGAGGCCAUUCAAAACAUAGAACGUCAGAUGGUGGAGCUCGCACAGCUGUUCCAGGACCUCGACCAGAUUGUCCAGGAGCAAGAACCGCUUGUGGCCAACAUUGAGCAAAAGGGCGAGGAGAUCAACGACAACGUCAAGGCGGCCAACGUGGAGAUUGACGGCGCCAUUGAAAAGGCCCGUAGCCGAAACCGCAAGAAGUGGUGGUGUGUCCUGAUUGCGCUCAUCAUCAUCAUUAUUAUCGUUGUUAUUGCUGUCGUUGUCACACAAGUCAACAAGACCACGACGGGUGGUAAAUAA